AUCGUUUGGAGACGGAGAUCUUUGACGAAGGCAAGUUCAAGGAGCGGUUUCUGGCUGAGGGGCUGCCAGAGCCUGUGACGGUGGAGGAUGCCGGUGUGUUCAGCUCUGAGCUUCAACAGCUCUACACAGCCGUAACUGCGACUGAGGCAAAUCAGAGAGCAGCCCUGGGAAACACUGGAGACGGGAAGACUGGACACUCUGAGCUGAGAGGCCAAUUGCCUGCGGAAACCCGAGAGGAGACCGAACCAGUCACAUCGACCCCUGGAGAGAAUUCGGAAAUUAAACCCAAGGCGCCCUCUAAACGUCCAGCUUCGGGGGCCGGUGUCUCCCCGAGGACAGAGAGUCCGGUCGCCAAGCAGAGAAAAAGGAAAGGCAGAGGAAUCUUCGGGUGAUUUUAUAUUUUAAAACUGGUGAAAGUUUGUAACUGCGGGAAGUGUGACACCACAGGACACUGUAGGGGAGAGAGAGACAGAUGCAGAGAGAGAGAGAGAGAGAGAGAGACAGAGAGAGGUGAUCCCUGUUACGCUGGUUCCUGGGUUAUUCCACACCCUGCUCAACGGAAACCUGGAACACCUUCCCGCAAAACACCACAAUCUCUUCCUCUCACCGUUCGAGCAAAACAAAUUCUUAAGAUAUUUUUAACCCAAUUUUAAAUGUAAAAUUUUAAGAUCAUUUGACACCAUUUUUUUCCAGGAAGUGUGUUAAUGCCUUUCGUUUUUGUAAACCUGCAAUCGCUAACGGCGGCACUGACGUGUUGUGAGUGAGUGUGGAGUGACGGGUAACCCGAACAGGUAGGCUGGUCCGAGCUGGACAAGCAGCGUGAAAUCUUGCCAGACGGGGCUCUCGAUGGGCAACCUGGACGGGUUUAGCUGGUUAGAUAGACUCUUCGGAGACUCUUAAAGCACGGCGAUGGGUUUCCGCAUGUGUCAGACACCGGGGCUGACCGAAAAAAUUAAGUUUUAAAAAAAAUCCCCAAUCCUCCUCUUUUAUGUCUGGGAUAAUUUCCGACAGCAAAAUUGAUAGCCUCGUCUUGUCGUUGCUCAAAAGCCAAAUUAAAUAGCUGCAAAUUGGCAGUGCAGUUGUGGGCACCGAGAACUUUGUUUGAUUAAUUAAAGGGGACGCGAGGCGACCAUAUCAAGGCCUCAACUGGUACACAUUUGUCGACAGGCAGACGGUUUCGAUUUAAUUUCCCGCGCGCUGCUCCCCUUUUAAGAGACUUUCUCUCGAGCCCGAGUGGAUUCAGUCAAAAAAAGGAAAACCUGCGGCGAAAAAAAAAGCGACGCUGGAAAGUUGCCGAAAACUGCAAAAAAGUUUUGACGAG
Messenger RNA from Callorhinchus milii (elephant shark), 1321 nucleotides. It is a transcript of the gene nhej1, whose product is annotated as nonhomologous end-joining factor 1. Gene Ontology annotation, molecular function: DNA end binding. Gene Ontology annotation, cellular component: nucleus; DNA ligase IV complex. The record is from RefSeq and is a predicted model, not a curated record. Gene Ontology annotation, biological process: double-strand break repair via nonhomologous end joining. NCBI's taxonomy places the organism in Eukaryota, Metazoa, Chordata, Chondrichthyes, Chimaeriformes, Callorhinchidae.